AUGAUACUAGUACCUUACAGCCGAUUGCUCACUUGCCGAACCCUGAUAUUCACUCGACAUGCUUCACUCGCUACUCAACAAGUUGCAGACCCCAUUCAGCGUGCGUUUGUUGAAAAACUGCGCGAAUAUCAGGGAAAGUCCAAAACUGCUGAAAUGGGUCUUGUUGGGGCAUCACAAGCCCAAAUCAAAUCCCUGAAAGACAGCCUAGAAAAACUUGACAAUGUCUUUAAUGCCAAAGGUGUUGACAUGACUCAGUUUCCUGUCCUGCAGUACAAAGAACCCGAACUUGUUAAUCCGGGUUCUUCCAUCGUUGUUGAGUAUCCUCCUGCUGAACCCCUUCAGGACGUAGAAAAAAUAGAGCGAAUGGAUGGCAUUCUGACGAAAGGUCCAAUCGUCUUUUAA
Messenger RNA from Hydatigera taeniaeformis, 402 nucleotides. Lineage: Eukaryota; Metazoa; Platyhelminthes; Cestoda; Cyclophyllidea; Taeniidae. The record is from the annotation of a GenBank genome assembly.